UUCUCCCUCAACUACAAGUACAUUCUGCUGUUGUUUCACAGUGAGUGUGCUGAGGAGCAUCCGCUGAAGGACAGGCUGCAGAAGCUGAGAUGUCACUUCACAUGGGGGCUGCUCAUCGAAGACACUGGGUUGCCUGACCUAGAAGACAGAAUCCUGGAAGAGAUUCAAUUUCUAGACACUGAACACAAGGUAGGAAUAUACAACCUGCUGGCCUAUGUGAAACACCUGCAAGGCAAGCAUGAGGAUGCCCUGGAGAACCUGAAAGAAGCAGAAGAGGUGGUUCAGGGAGACCAGGCUGACCACUCAGAUGUGAGGAGUCUGGUGACCUGGGGCAACUACGCCUGGGUGUACUACCACAUGGGCAGGCUGGCAGAUGCACACACAUACCUGGACAAGGUGGAGAACACGUGCCAGAAGUCUGCAGACCCCUCCCGCUAUAGAAUGGAGUGUCCUGAGAUGGACUGUGAGGAAGGCUGGGCUUUACUGAAGUGUGGAAGAAAGAACUAUGAGCAGGCCAAGGCCUGCUUUGAGAAGGCUCUGGAAGCAGACCCUGAGAACCCUGAAUUCAACACAGGGUAUGCAAUCACUGUCUAUCGCCUGGAUUACUCUAGCAGAACACCCAAUGAUAAUAGAAAGGUGUGUUCUCUGCAGCCCUUAAGGAAGGCCGUCAGGCUCAAUCCACAAGAUGCAUACCUUAAAGCUCUGCUUGCUCUGAAGCUGCAGGAUGCAGGACAGAAGGCCGAAGGAAGAGAGUGCUUGGAGGAAGCUCUGGCCCAACAGUCCUCCCAGACCUACGUCUUUCGAUACGCAGCCAUGUUUUUCCGCAGACAAGGCCAUAUAGAUAAAGAUCUGAAGUACUUGAAAAUGGCCUUGGAGGCAACGCCCACAUCGGCCUUCCUGCAUCACCAGCUGGGACUUUGCUACCGGGCACAAAUGAGGAAAGUUAGAAGGCAAGAUAGAGAAAAUGUGGACAGACUGAUACAAUUGGCUAUAGGUGAGUUUCAAGAAACUUUGAAAUUAAAGCCCACAUUUGAAUUGGCUCAUGUGAACCUAGCAGAAAUGUAUGUGGAAAAAGAGCAGUACAGGGAGGCUGAGGAACAUUUUCAGGAAGCAUUACGCAUCAAGGACAUUGACGAUCACAUCCAGCAAGAAAUUCAUUACCGCUUUGGCCAAUUCUAUGAGCUUCGUGGACGUUCUGAAGAAGACAAAGCCAUCACUCAGUAUCUAAAAGGUCUAAAAAUAGAAAAAGUGUCCCAUGCCAGGGAAAAACUGCUCAAGGCUUUAGAGAUUUUGGCAGAAAGACGUGUGAACCAGAAUGUCCGAGAUGUGGAAAGUACUGCCCUCCUUGGGCUCAUCCACAAAUUGAGAGGGGAAGUGAGCGAAGCCCUGCUGUGUUAUGAGAAGGCUCUAAGGCUGGCUGCUGACCUCAACUCCAUGUUCUGAAAUGGAGAUCGCCGUUAUCCAAGUAAGGUACUCAAAACGAAAUAUAACAUCAUCUUUCCCCAAGCACUAACUUGAAAAGAGUAACUAGGAGGGGCGUUUGCUAUAGCACUUUAAAUGGCCCUUAGGAUGCCUGCAUGCUAUAUCAGGUCUGUGUUUGAAUCCCAGCUCCACGCUUGAUACCAGCUUCUUGCUAAGCACAGCCUGAGAGCCAGAGCUGAUACUGCAAGUACUUGCAUCUCCGCCGCCUGAAUUUAAUUCCUUGCUUCUGGCUUCAGCCUGGCCCAGUCCUGGCUGUUGCAGGCAUUUGUGGCAUGAAGCAGUGGAGAUAAUUCUCUCUCUCUCUCCCUCUCUCCUCUACUUCUACCUCACCCUCUCCUUCUCCCUCCUAAGUAAUGCUUUUAAAAAAAUGUGUACUUCCUGCAGAGAUUGCUCUUUACAGCAUCCAUGCACUUCUUGUUGACAAAACAAAACAAACAAACAAACAAUCCCUAAUGCUAAUUGGGGCACCAAUCAUCUGUAGGGCCAAUGAGAACAUGCUCUGCCUGAUUCUGCCCUUGGAAUGAAGAGCUUCCACCCUCACAUUAGCUGAUAACCCACACAGAGAAGACUUAAAGAAGCAAUGUUUCUUUUUCACGUGACCUGGAACAUUGAUCUGCAACAGGGUCAGUGCAAAGGGUAAAACCAUUGAGCAAAGGUUAAAGGUACAGACAAGGAGAGGAUUCUGGAGUCCGCUACAGCACCUUAGCCUAGAGUUCCACUUCCCAAGGACCCACUGAAGCUACCACCUGCGGAUCAGUGAGUCAGUCAAGCCAAUAACAUUACCCUUUGUCAGUUCAGCUACUGGCAGUCACAAGGGUUCUUCAUGAUCCAAAUAUGUUCCUGAGCAUUUACUCACAUCUCUGUUUCUCCAGUUUAAUGAGGGAAACAUGUAAUGGAAAACCUUCUGGAUGUGUAAGCUGAAGACGAUAUUCACAACUGGAUGCAUGUUUCCAGUGCUGCUGGGUGGUGUGAGAUAUAAUCUGUUUUGCACCUACACAAAAAUAUUCAGCAAAAUUUCCUAAGAUCACAAAUUUCUUGAGUGAUUCCUUUGUCAAUGAGAUUUAAAAAAAAAAAAGAUGUGUACUCUAUGUUUUUGUGGAAAUAGCAAAAUCAAAAUCAUCAACAUACGCAGUGCUAGAAGGCCUGAAACAGAGCAAUCCUUGGGAUUAUAAAGCAUGGCUAGAAUUUUAAAACAUACUUGGAAAGUAAUUAUUUCUACAGGCCUUGGAAGAUUGACUCUUGUCACCUUGAUCCCUGAGAGCUGGAAUUGACCAAUGGUGGGGAACAGAGUAGGGACAGAGUGCAUCAUUCAGACCAUCCCUGGGGAACAUACAAGAACCACUCCGUUCAAUUCUGUUGAUACUAAAGGAAAAGAGUUAAUAAAUUUGAUCAGAGAGAAAUACUAAGGUAAUAAUAUUCCUUUUUCCUGGGAAAAAUGUGUGAUUUGGCUUUACCUGCCUCUCCUUGAAUACCUUCUAUAUCCCUAUAGAAGAGCCCACUGUGGAGAAAUAUUUGCCACCGUUCAUGGUAGAAAUGAGAAAUUUGAAGACACAUCUCUUCUGCUUGGAAAACACACAACAUUCUUCCAGUCCUCACACCCCACAGCUCUAAGCUUUCAAUUUGGCUCAGUACUGUAACUGUUGCUAAAAUGAAAGCUAUUGCUAUUUAGCUAGAGAUCAGCCUUGGCAAAAACAAUUAUUGGAAGAUUCAUAAAACUCCUGACUGAAUUCAGGACAAAUAUUAGAAAGUCACUGACAUAAGUGGUAAAUUGUCAGAAAGUUUGGGUUCAUUGCAACAAAAAAUUCAUUAAUAUUAAAACAUUUCUAGUACUUCAGGUACUAGAAUCAAAAUAUGCUUUUCUCCUAUCAGAUCUACUUCAUAGAGUGUGUGACCUUCUGUGACGAUGUGUGUGUGUGUGUGUGCAUGUGUCUCCAUGUGUGAGUCUAUAUCUGUGAGUGAGUGUAAAGUAAGUUCUAAACAAGUAAUUUUAACAACAUCAACUCCCUUCACCCUGGAAACUCAAGGACUGAAGUCACCCAAACUGGCUGGUGAAUGUACUUAUCCUUUCGGUACCAGAUGGACCACAAAGGAACAGAGGGAAAGCAGAAGGUACAUAAAAAUACGUAUUUAUCUAUUCAGUUUAAAAUGACAACAAUGGAAAGAUAAAUGAAAAAUUCUAAUGCUAGCUUCUGGGAAAUGAUGGGGCAAAGGGAGGGAAAGCCACAGAAGCUGGAACCUCCUUAUUGGUAUUUGGCACCAUGUAAGUAUUUUACCUAACUCUAAAGCCAAACAUGACACCAUAUGCAUCCUAUAAAGUGUUGGCCAUUUUAUGUAAUGAUUAAAAAAAAUUAAUUGGAGGCAGUGCAGUGGCAUAGCGGGUAAGGCCACCACCUGCAGUGCCAGCAUCCCAUAUAGGCGCCAGUUCGGGUCCUGGCUGCUCCACUUCCAAUCCGGCUCUCUGCCAUGGCCUUGGAAAGUAGUAGAGGAUGGCACAAGUCCUUGGACACCUGCACCCGUGUGGCAGACCCGGAGGAGGCUCCUGGCUCCUAGCUUCAGACCAGCACAGUUCCGGCCAUUGCGGGCAAUUGGGGAGUGAACCAGUGGAUGGAAGACCUCUCUCUCUCUCUCUCUGCCUCUCCUCUCUCUCUCUCUCUCUCUGCCUCUUCUUCUCUCUGUGUGUAAUAAAUAAAUAAAAAAUCUUUAACAAUUUUUAAAAAAUAAAUUGAUGGAUGGAUACAAAACAAAAUGGAAGGGCCAACACUGUGCCAUAGUAGGCUAAUCCUCUGCCUGCAGCACCAAUUUGAGUUGCCACUGCUCCACUUUUGAUCCUGUCCUUAGUAAUGUGCCUGGGAAAGUGGAAGAUGACCCAAGUGCUUGGGCCCCUGCACCCAUGUGGGAGACCUGGAAGAAGCUCCUGGCUUCGGACUGGCCUAGCUCUGGCUGUUGCUGCCAUUUGGGGAGUAAAUCAGCAGAUGGAUGAUCUCUCCCUCUGUCUCGACCUCUCUCUGUAACUCUACCUCUCAAAUAAAGAAACCUGAAAAAAGGAAAAGAAAAGGAAACUGAAUGGAUGAAUGGAUAGAUACGUGGUUGAGUGCAUAUAGUGAAAUGUGAACUACAGGACCUGCAUACAUGAGUAUUCUUGUAAAGUUCUCCCAUCUGUCCUCUCUGGAAAUACACAUCAGAAAUUAGAUACUUAAAAGAGAAAAUAGAAACAUUUUAAAAAACUAAUGCAAACUGGACAAAAUGGGAUAUUGUAUUCAUGGGAUGGAAGAUGAAAGCACAUAGAGAACACAAAUUUCAGGACUUUUGAAUACACUAACUGGAUCCUACAUUUUUGGUAGGACACAUUGCAAAAGGUACAGGGAAAAUAUUCAUGAAAUCUACUCAGCAAACAUUCUGGAGUUGUCCUGUUGCACUCUCAUUACUCAGAGACCAUUGUAGUGUAAUUUAGGAAACACCUCAUAAUAACCAACUGGUAUUACUUUAGAAAGAAGAGGUUCAGUUUGGAAGCCAACAUAUAUAUAUAUAUGUAUAUUUAAGUUUGAUUAACCUAAAUCAAUCAAAUGCAGCUGAAUUAAUAAGAUGCACUUAUGACAUCUUAUCCACAAAAUUCACAGAGUAAUAAUUUCAUUUUCCAGCUUUUUACAAUUAUACUAGGGUGAUAUGAGAUGUUACCAAUGGGGAAUUCAGGUGAAAGGUACACAGGACCCUUACCACAGCUUCCUAUGAGUCUAUAAUUGUUUCAAAGUAAUUCUGAAAUGUAAAAACAUGAAAUCAUGAAAAUGCUUUCAUACCUGAAUAUGUUGCAGUAAACUAAAUUGUGAGUCAAUGUGGGCAGAUGGUCCCUGGAAGACCCAGAAGAAGGUGUUAAAAUCAUCAAACCAUUUGUACAAUGGGGUUCUGGUAGCUGAGCCCUUCCUCGGUAGAUCUGAUUGGAAGUCCUAUAAUCUCAAAAGCCAAGACCACAGUUUUCAUAUAGUGGUCAAAGCACUGAGAAUUACAAUCUUGAAAUAGGCUGUUACCAAGCACAACUUUAUGACUGAGUAAAUUAGGAAAUAAUAUAAUGUGUAAUGAACAGAGAGAUGGUCUCACCGUUUCAUGGGAGAUUAUAAGGAGAAAUACUCAUCAACUUGACUUUUAUAAUGACUUGAAACCUCUAAGGAAACCAGUGUCCAUGGAUAAAUGACUUCCGUCCAACCAUUGCUUUUUAAGAGGAGAGCAUCCUGUACAUCUGCCCCCCGUAACUUCAAUGCUCUCAUUUAGCUGUGAUUACCAACCAUAAACAUCCUAACAAUCUCCCCAGUACAUUCUCAUGGGAGGAGGAUACUGGGAAGAUAGAAAUGCCAGACUGUGGAAAGCAGCGCCAUAUAUGGGCUGAAUUUGUUUCUAACAAGAAACCAGUUUGUCAAUAGACCUUAUUCCAUAUGGCCUGUAGCAAAUUGUUAACUGGUUGAGACUACACACAACAGCCAUGGAAAAGAGGGCAAUCCUGUAUGGCACACAUUCCUUUAAAAACUGUGAAUGGAUACCUGAGAAACUUCAGUAGAAAUGGCUUAAUCUCCUACAGUUGGAAUCACAAAAAAAAAAAAAAAAAAAAAAAAAAGAGCAAACUAGAAUUCUUUCCUAUGACAUCCUGUGACUCUAGAAUAGACUGAGAAGUUCAUUGUCCAUGGUGUACAUGAUGCUGCAAGGCACAGAGAGAUGCAGACCCUAAAAGUGGGCCUCAAAGAAAUACACCCAAGGAUUAAGUCCCAGACUCUCUAUCAGAGGA
This is a messenger RNA of Oryctolagus cuniculus (rabbit), 6253 nucleotides long. The record is from RefSeq and is a predicted model, not a curated record. NCBI's taxonomy places the organism in Eukaryota, Metazoa, Chordata, Mammalia, Lagomorpha, Leporidae.